UUUGACAGCUCCUUCGUUCUUUCUGCCUCUGUCGUUGAAUCCAAACUUCCCCCAACAAAAUACACCAAACUUUACUUAAAACCCUUCCUUCUUCUUCCUUCACAUCUUCUGUGUCCCACAUAACAAUAAAUACUCCAUAGUUUCUACACACACACUACGAAAAAUCCACACAUUAGAAUCAUUCUCUAUAUAUACUCCAACUUAGUUUUCUUCCAACAACAUAUCUUCUUUCAUUUCUUCUUCUCAAUUCUCAUACCAUACACACACAUGUUCAUGGCUUCCUCAACAAAGAACCUAGCAGAUUCAGCAUCAUGGUGUUGUGCCUUAGCCCUUUUGUGUCUGAUUCUACUGGGGUCUAUAAGGGAGAGCCAUGUGCCAGAGGAGGAGGAGGAGACCGCGGCGGUGAAAGGGCGGAGCAACCUCUUUGAACGGCCGUGUGAUGAGAUAUAUGUGGUGGGAGAAGGAGAGACCCUACACACCAUUAGUGACAAGUGUGGUGACCCUUUUAUUGUUGAAAGCAACCCUCAUAUUCAUGACCCUGAUGAUGUUUUCCCCGGCCUUGUCAUCAAAAUCACCCCCACUCAUAAGCUCAAGAGGUAAAAAUAAAGGUUUUGGUGAUGAAAGAGAAGAAGGAAAAGGAAGAUUGAAGAAGGUAGAAGCGGCAAUGAGAAGAAACUUGAGUUUGAUUGUUUGUUUGAAUGACCAUAAUAUGGAUAAGUGCGACUUUCUGGUUGGAGCUCGUGUACUAUAAUAAUAUAAAGAAAAAUUAAAUAAAAAGUUACAGAGGCAUUCGUUGAAAUAUACUA
Messenger RNA from Vigna radiata var. radiata (mung bean), 806 nucleotides. RefSeq lists its product as uncharacterized. Bases 268 to 600 code for a protein of 110 amino acids. The transcript has 2 exons. The record is from RefSeq and is a predicted model, not a curated record. Lineage: Eukaryota; Viridiplantae; Streptophyta; Magnoliopsida; Fabales; Fabaceae.